GUGCUGAUCAUCCCCCGGCUCUCGGAUGGAUGAUGUGCACGUCGUGUGUGCGCACAUACAUGGCGUUGGGGGUGCGCAAUGCGGUGGCGCAUCGCGCACGACCAACGCCAAGAGCGCGCGCUGAUCGUCCACGUGCUUUCGAAUGGAGACGACACCAGCACCCUCGCGAUUGGCGCCGUAGAGCGCGCGCUGAUCAUCCACGUGCUUUCGUGUUUUAUCGAUAGCCGUUCCCAGCACAUGCGACAUGCGUCGCGCCGUGGCGGAUGUCAUGCGCCGGCAGCAAUGUGCCCCAAUGGCAGCCCCGACCGUGGUCGUCAACGGCCUAGACGUGGGCAGGCAGAACACCGAUCUACCUUGAAGAGAUGGCGCAACUCUUUGACGAGGGCGAAGCGCAGACGAUGGCGACCACGUGUCCAUGGGGAACGCGAAGACGGGGUGUCGAAACUCCGACAACUGGAGGGCACGAGCAGUCGGAAGGACGACAAUGACGAGACGGCGAGAGGAGACAGACGCUGUACCGUGAAGGACGGAAGCAGCUCGUUGGCGAGGGCAAAGCGUAGGCAAUGGCGGACACACGCUGAUUCAGAACGCAAGGACAGGGUGUCCUGUCUCCGGAAGGUGGACAUCAACUGGGAUGAAGCUGCCCACGCUCGGAAACACGUGGCGCGACUGCGAGGCAGCGAAGGCGAUGGCCGAUGUCGCAGAGGUCACAUCACGUUCGAAUGCGCUCGUGGGCGGGAGAUGCGAAUGGGCUGUACCAAACCCGAGGCCGCUCUGCGAUUCGUCGAGUUAGGUGAGGAAGCGACUGCAGUCCAGGGUGAGGAACGCGGUCGCUUCGAUGACAGCGAAGAGGAAGAAGAGGAGGACACGCGAGUUUCGCCGCAAAGACUCGGAGAUCGCGGGACGCUGAGAAUUCCGGGGGCUGAGAGAGGGGCAACGGUUGUCGAGCAGUCGUCGACGUCAAGUGGCCGUCGCGGCUUGGGUCGGAGGACACGACAGUUGGCGUCAUUUCCGGCGGGGAGGGAGGGGAACAACAGUCUACACAAAAGAGAAGGGGAGGUUCUGAGGGGGAGGCGCCGGGAGCUAAAAAGAAGCAGAAGACAAAAACCCCACAGCAGUCAGGGGGUAAAAGGAAGGGAGUUGAGGGGCAUGUCGGCGCGUCGAGCCAAAAGCGCCCGAUUCGUCAUUAACCCGUCGCAAGUCAUCGACAUCGGCGAGCGGGAGGCGGCAUACAACCAGCGUUCCUUGGAUCCCGUGCAAAUACGGGACAUUAUUGACGCAAUGACGACGGCCUACUCUCAGGCCGAGAAGACUUACGCGCUGCCGACACUAAAGUUCGCGCCUCUCGGGCUGGUUAAACCGAUGCCCGGGGUGCGGGCGGAUCGUCUGAAGCCGGAGGACUGGAAGGACGAGCUGGCAAGGCAAUACUACUACUACGCUGUGGCGGGCCAGCAUAACGCGGCUGCGGCCAGGGCGCUGCUUGGCACCGAUGUGGCGGUGAGGUACAGCUUCGAGCGCUGGCCUGCACGAAUGGUAUACUUCUCGGACGAGGACUUUGAGGGGUAUUUUCUGGUCAGCGCCGAGGACAACAAGAAAGACCUGAAGGCCCCUCCGAGACAGCCGAAACUCUCCAUGAGAAACAUUCGGUGGUGUUGGAAGGAAUUGGGUUACCCGAAAGCUGUUAUGGGUAACCCCAGCGAUAAACAGGCGCAGGUGGAGGCAUGGCGAAGAUUUUGUGCGGAGGCGCUCCACAGGACGUCAUAUAGUCACUUGUGGACUCUGGCCGAUGACAAGACCGAGCAAGGAAUCAAGAAACAGAACGCUGCCCUUCGAUCCUAUUUUCCGCUCGCGAUGGCAGGGAAAAGCGCAUGGGAAACCGGGAUGGAAUUUUUCGAGAGAUGGGAAACGGGCAGACUGCUGGCACCGGAAGGAGCGAAGUGGAUCGCGAAGAAGAAGAAGGUGCAGGGCCUCAAGCCAGGGUCCUCCGCGUUGGCGAAGCAAGGGAAGAUGGGGAUGCAAGAGGCAGUGCAACUGGUGAAGUGCGAUCGCAUAUUGGUGCGGUUGUGGAACUACUAUCAGUUCAAGCAUGAGAACCGGCCAGACAGUGACUGGACCACUAAGUACCCCUUCCUGAAAAAACGAGAGGCGAUUUUGGCAAAGUUUGAAGGGCAGGGGCUGGAUGAAGCGUUGUGGGACGGGAGCAAGAAACUUGUCAGCGACUCCUCCUUGUUCAAGGACUGUCCGCCCUACAUGGGUUGCGAGGACGACAAGUCGAUCAAGGCGACAGAAAAGCUAGUCCAAAACAAGAAGUUGCCCAUCGACUGGAAGAACAAGGUCCUCUCCGUGUUGACCGGCAGCAGGUCGAAAAGCAUGGAAGUCGCGCUGUGGAACGACUCGAAGGACGUCACAACUAUUGCCCCGUUCGGCGUCGACCCUUUGGAUGCGCAGAUGAAGGUCGUGGAGUUGGAGAGGGUGGUCGGAAUCACGAAAUGCCACACUGUCGGCCACAACUUGUACUCCUUGGACGACCGCAUGUACAUCCUUUUCAAAGGCGACGACUUGCGGGAGAACACAUCUGUUGUCUACGACGCGAGGUUGGCGGGGGGUGAUGCUGCCGCGGUGGGGGCACAUAAGAAAGUGACUCCCACGGAGAUAUCCGAGAUGCCGUUCGACGCUUGUGAAUGGCCCGUCGUGAUACAUGGGCGUGAUCCCGUGGUGUACAAGGGCCAUGAGCGGAACCCCACGCAAUUCACCCAUCUGCUGGAAUUCCUUUGCAAAAAGGGGGAGGGCAUCAUGUUCCUCGGGAAAGCGCACGCACAAGUCGUGUGGGAGGUUUUGAAGGGUGGUCGCAACGUCAUCGCGUUGCAGGGGAAUUCGGAGUGGUUGCAAUUCACGUUGGAUUUCCUGAAAACCACGGUCAACUCAGGAGCAUACCAGUGCGAGCUCAUUACGAAGAGUGAGAAGCCGAGACGCAUUUGGGAUCCUUCGAUGGACAUGUGGUUCAAGCUAAGCGCCCGGAAAAGGAGCAGGAUCUACGAGUUCCUCUUCUUGGAGAAGCGUCCUGCGAGGGGCACCGACAUCGAGUACAUGCGCCGCACGGAACACAUGUUGGCGCUGCUAGACAACUAUCACGGCGCCACGCGCCUGAACGCGAAGAACUUCCUGGACCGACUGGAGUUAUUGUACUUUGUCGAAUCCCAGCCGGUCCUGAGGCUCGAGAGUUACGGUUCCUUGAUCGACGCCGACGACGAGUCCCUCACCGGUGUUGUCUUUGACACCGGUGCACCUGAGGUGGAUAGCGACACCGAGGAAAUUGACAUCGACUACCGCCUUGCUCCGGUGCUCCCAUCCCCGGCCUCCUCAUCGGCGAGUCCCUCAACAAACCGGCCUGCACAAGCGACGCCCGUGCGGAGGACCCCUAGUAAGCUGUUGGCGAGAUUGACACCUCGGCCUGCUGCGCCUCCUCCUCUGCGUCCAGGGUGUCAAGUCCCCCUGCAACAUCCUUCUCGGAAGGAUGAGAGCAUCCAUUUCGAAGGGCACGACCACAGGCGUUCCACGGAGGCAGACUGGGGUCAUGACAUGAUUUGGCACCCAGGGACGAUCCAGCCCGCAAUUCAGAAGGGGGAGUGGGUCAUGGCCAUAGUCGACACUGACGGGGAAUGGAAGCCGUCCGAGCGCCUGGCCAAGUCCGACUACUUGGAUAUCGCGAGGAGUGUUGUGGUGGACAAAGUGACGUCAGAGAACAGCAACCUGCAGCCCGCCGACCCGUCCAUCAUUGCCACUGCUGAUCGCUUGUUUCGGGAACUUCAUGAUAAGCAGUGGUUGGAACUAUCUGACGAUUUCUACGACCUCGACACGAGCCCUUCGAAGAAGAAGAUGAACUGGAAAGUACCCCAGUCGACAGGGACCCAGGGUAGUGUGGGAGGAGGACCUCCGAGCCCCCCCACGGCCAGAGGGGGGGGAGGCAAUGGCCACGAGGAAGGAGGUGGCGGAGGCAGUGGCCAUACGACAUCAGGGGGAAGCGCGCCGGCAUCAUCGCCUGGCCUUGGCGGUCAGGGCAGGAUCGCGCACAGCGGCGUGGGGGAAGAGGGGGUGAACGUCACACACUCCCCGACAGCAGGGAGCGGCAAGUCAGGGAAGUUUGCCCGCAUCCGAACUUCGCAGACGGAGGACCCAGUGCCCGUGGAGGCAGCGAAGUCGGACGGCAUCCGCACUUCGACGACUCUGGAGCAGUCGGCCCUUCCCUCGUGGACUGCAUUCGGCUCCUCCGGUGAACUGGGGCAGGGCUCAUGUGCAGGGGAUCCUGUCUCCGCCGUGAAGGGCAAGUCCGCGGGCAUCCCUACCAGUGCGGACGAUGUUCAGGCGACGGAGAUGGGCGCCUCCCUGGCUGUGCGGGAGGCGACGCCACCGGCCCUUCGAUAAGGCCGAUCUGCGGAGUCACAGAGAGAGAUUGCUGGUGCAGCGCCGUCCGCCUUCCUUGCGACGAAGUCCGCCAGUA
Chara braunii is the source of this 4498-nucleotide messenger RNA. NCBI's taxonomy places the organism in Eukaryota, Viridiplantae, Streptophyta, Charophyceae, Charales, Characeae. The record is from the annotation of a GenBank genome assembly.